AGACAUCACGUGUAUCCACAGACUAGUGGUAUACAUAGUGAAACUAUAUAGCAUAAGAGAGCAUUAUGUGAAAGCAAGUCUAAAAUAUUGAGCUUGACAGUUUAUUCUUGUAAAGAGACGCUGACAAUUAAUUUUAAGAGUGACUGGGCUGAGCACCAACAUGCAGAGUUUGGUGGUGCAGGCACUUGCCAUGAGGCAGCUGGGAAGAUUGAACCCCCGCCACCUGCUGGCUGCUGGAUAUGGGCUGGGUCAGGCUGAAUGGUGUCCCAGGGCCAUCCACACAAGGCAGCUGUGGGGCUGCGCAGCGUUCCCCACACUUGGUUGCCACAGGUCUGCUUUUCAUGGCAGAGACACUGUCAGGGGAUGGACUGUCCAUCAUCUGAGGUUUAAAAGUAACAAGAAGAAAGGUGCUGCUAGGACAGCACAGGAUGAAGAGGACGAAGAGGACGAAGAUGAGGACGAGAAAAACCCUAAGGACAGUGAUUAUGAAGAUGAGGUGGACGAGAACCAAAAUCUACCAAAGGACUAUAAAGACAUGGAGAAAUAUGUGCAGUCAUUUCGCUACGAUGUCAUCAUGAAAGCUGGCCUGGACAUUGCACGCAAUAAAAUAGAGGACGCCUUCUAUGACAACAAGCUCAGACUAAAUGGACAGAAACUGAUCAAGAAAAGUAAAACGGUGAAAGUUGGCGACACCUUGGAUCUGGUACUGUCGGAAAACAAAGACAAAAACACCGUGACUCUGAUGCGAGUCAUCCCACAGAGAGUUUUGGGUGAAUCAAGAACCACAGAAAAGUACAAAGUUUCCAUAAGGCGCUGGAAAAGUGUAGAGCUUUCAAAGGAUGAGGCCUUCAAGCCAUGAACUGAAGUAGGACAGUGGUGUCUGUAUUGGCCAGAGAAAGUGACAACACUGGCUGAAAUGAAUGCCAUCACCAGUGGCAUUAAAUUGUCACCAACAAGUUGGAUCUAGGGUGGGUUAUAAAGGUAUACUGUAAAGGUUAACAGUUCUCAGUGGUUGUAGACAUGAAGCUGUCAGUUGGGAGAUUUUGAGUGUUUGUCUUUUCCCAAUAUGCUGUGAGACUCCCAAAAUAAAGGGUGCACUUUGAAAUUUGGAAAAUUUGAAAAUCAUGUCCUGAUGACUUGGCUGAUGAAGAGCACAUGACAUUCAUGCAUGAAUUUUCAUCUGAAUCAUGAACUUUGUGAUAUGUUAGGUUACUCCUCAUAUUUUUCUGUUAAUCCUCAGUGCAUGUUUUUUUGAGGGAAAUAUAUAAAAUGAGUACACGCACUAGAUAUGUUUUGAACAGUCAACAGCUAAUAUAUGUAAAACAGUACAACUGAAUGUCAUAUUUAUUAUUGUGAUUUUAUUAGAAAUAGGUUAUCAUGAUCCAUUGUCAUGUUAUUGUUUUUAUAAUAUAAACUUCUAUAAGAAGGCUUAACAUAAGCACAUUGUUAUUAAACAGUGGUGGCACAAUGCUACUUCAGUAACUGCAA
Molecule: messenger RNA, 1488 nt
Organism: Acanthopagrus latus (yellowfin seabream)
Lineage: Eukaryota; Metazoa; Chordata; Actinopteri; Spariformes; Sparidae
Gene: mtres1
Product: mitochondrial transcription rescue factor 1
Exons: 4
Coding region: 161-859 (232 amino acids)
Source: RefSeq, a predicted model, not a curated record